Molecule: messenger RNA, 1325 nt
Organism: Daucus carota subsp. sativus
Lineage: Eukaryota; Viridiplantae; Streptophyta; Magnoliopsida; Apiales; Apiaceae
Product: GATA transcription factor 8-like
Exons: 2
Coding region: 98-1090 (330 amino acids)
Biological process (GO): cell differentiation; regulation of DNA-templated transcription
Cellular component (GO): nucleus
Molecular function (GO): sequence-specific DNA binding; zinc ion binding
Source: RefSeq, a predicted model, not a curated record
AUUAGAAUCUUAAUACUUAAGUAUUUUCAACAAAAAGCUUUAUCCAAUACAAGUCAAAGACGCGUUAAAAUAUAUCUAUAUAUAUGUUGUUGCACUCAUGUUUAUUUGUGUCUGGUGGGAGGCUUGUUUGCACGUGUUGAAAACAUUAAGCAUCCUGUUACCUGAUAAAUUUGUUAAUUUUUUUAUUCAGAAUUGUAACUGUAUGAUGGAUGGAUACUUUCAUAAUGGAGUGACAGACGUUGAUGCUGAUUUUCUUAAUUUGCUUUCGGAUUUACCCGAAAAUUUCGAACAAGAGGAAGAGAAUAGUGUUGGUGUAGAAGACUGGGAAGCUUUGUUUCAACGCCUUGGCCCAAUCCCUUUGGAUGUUCUUCAGGGAACUUGCCAGAAUGAUGGAAAUUCUCAUUUCAAAGAAUCAAGCGGCUUUCAAGCACCAAGCCCAACUUCUGUCCUUGAUAGCCGAAGCUCAGGUUCAAGAGUAAAAAGCACAUCAAGCAGCCCUGAACUUUUCAUCCCAGUCCGAACUCGAACGAAGCGCCCACGACAUUCAACUACCUGCAAGUGGCAUUUGAUUACUCUUUCAACUCCUGAUAGUGCAAUGAACAAGAAAGUUAAGAAGAAGAAGAGAAAGAGAAUGAAACAUACCUCAGAUGCCAUAGAGGAGAAGGGAUAUUGUUCUAAUCAGACUGUAAGUGGCAGAAGAUGCUCCCAUUGUCAGGUGACGCAUACCCCACAAUGGAGGGCCGGACCAGAAGGGCCAAACACCCUUUGCAAUGCAUGUGGAGUUCGUUAUCGUGCCGGUCGUCUCGUUCCUGAGUAUCGUCCUGCAGCCAGCCCUACUUUUGUUCCAUCAGUGCAUUCAAACUUCCACAGAAGGAUUAUACAGAUGAGGAACAAAUCCAUCCAGGAAUCUUCUGUGCCACAGAUGCACCCUGCAACAUAUUCAUCACAGGCAGAAUUGUUUCCCUUGCAUGUUGCACAAGUUGACCGCAAUUUUGUUCCAGAAGCUUUAGUUCCUGAGCAGCACCCUCCUGCAAGGUCACCACCAAUAGAGUUUGUUCCCAUGAGUAGUUACUUGUUCGAUUGCAUAUGAGGAAGUAGAGGCUAAUGUUUUCAUUAGGGAACUCUUAUUUUCAUGUGUCAGUCUUGUGUUCAACUGUGUACAAAUCUGAAUUGAAGCUUUUUAGCAUUAGGAAGGAAAAAAGAAAUAGAUGCAUCAGCUUAGAAUAUUCAAUAGAAAAUAGUAAAGCAUGAGAUGAAGGGCGCAAACUUGGUUAUAGACGCAUGAUUGCUUUCAGAUAUUAGAUUUCCCUGUUAUUCAUGUCAAA